AUGGGCCCGCCUGAAGAUAAGGAAGCCGUCGUUGACUCAAGACUCCGAGUCUACGGAAUCAAAAGCCUGCGCGUGAUUGACACCAGUGUCAUCCCUCUACCUGUGACAGCCCAUACUGCUGAACCCGCGUAUGUUGUUGGCGAAAAAGGGGCGGAUUUGAUCAAGCAAGAUUGGGGAGUGCUUGGAUAUUUAUUUGCUUCUGUGUACCACGCGUCAAGGAAAGUGGACAGGUUCAUGAGAGACGUCAUGAUGCUGGUAGACCUCGGUUGUUUGACGACGAAGAUCGAGAGGCAAUACUGGAAUGCUACGGCAGAGACCCGACGACGUCUACACGAGUUAUAAGCAAAGAAGCUUGGUUUAACUCAGUGGAAAGUUUGGUUCGUUUUGCAUUCGGCGAGACUUUACGCUUUCCAUUACACACCGGUUCAAGUAUUAGAAGAAGGAGAUCCCGCAAGAAGAAUUGAUUUUUGUCGAUACAUGCUUCAUCGGGAUCAAGAAGAAAACGACUAUUUAACUAAAAUAUUGUGGACCGACGAGUCUAAGUUUGACAGAGAGCGGACAACAAAUUAUCACAACUUACAUUAUUGGGCCCCACGAGAGGAAAACCCCCACAUGGCAAAGCCAAGAGUCCAUCAAAGAAGAUUUUCGGCAAACGUGUGGAUGGGAAUCAUUCAUACGUAUCUAAUUGGACCAGUUUUUUUGCCUGACAACCUGAAUGGCGAAUCCUAUGAAAACUUUUUGAGAUCCGAACUCUGGGAGUAUCUCGAAGGCCUGCCUCUGAAUAUCAGGAUGCAGAUGAUCUACCAACACGAUGGCUGUCCCGCGCAUUUCCGUCUGGGUGUUAGACAGUGGCUGGAAAUAUCCUUGUCGCUGGAUUGGCCGAGGUGGACCGACACCGUGGCCAGCGAGGAGCCCAGAUUUAACACCGUGUGACUAUUAUUUAUGGGAGCACAUGAAGUCACUGGUGUACGCUGAGCCCAUAGACACUCUUGCACAGUUGAAAGAAAGAAUUAUUGCUGCUGCUGACACUAUCAGAGGACAACUAACUGGCCGCAUCACGCGUACCAACAUGAGAAAAAAGACUACGGGCUUGCAUAA
This is a messenger RNA of Acanthoscelides obtectus, 1098 nucleotides long. The record is from the annotation of a GenBank genome assembly. NCBI's taxonomy places the organism in Eukaryota, Metazoa, Arthropoda, Insecta, Coleoptera, Chrysomelidae.